CGAGUGAGCGCGUACAGAGCCGGACACUUGUCCGGGCACGCCACAAUCGUGCUCAUCUUGAGUUUUAAAACUCUUCCUGUGUAGGAGUACUCAUACAGGAAAGACUAAAAAGGACGCACUUAGGCAAGACUCUCCAAAACAGAAAAAGAACACAUCCUGGAAACCAGAAGCUGAAGAACUGAUAUUGUCAUGGUCUGGAUUGGAAACAGAAACAUCUGAUGCAGUAAAAUGUAAAACAAGGGUGCUGCCAAGUGAAGAUUUGCCUAUGCCCUCAUCUGGGCAUCAACAAGAACAGACUGUGUCUCCAAAAAAGUCUCUCAAGUCUUCCAAGAAUCUGCAGUCAGCUUCAAAAGCUUCUCAGCAUUUAGAUAAGAGGAAACAAACUGCUAAGCAGGAACUUCCUAAGGUUAAAGUAGCUAAGGAAGUGGCGUUAAGUUCAAGGAAGGAGCUUAAAAAAUCUGUCCAGAAAAGUAGUAGUAAAAGACCUCAGUUGCAAAGAGAGAAGAGUUCUGACAGUGAACCUAGUGAAGAAGAGCAUGAAAGAGAGCCUGUAGAUUUGAAAGAUGUGUGUACCACGCCCUUGCGUCAGAAAUUAGAGACUCCCGUGAUUCAGAAAUUGGCUGUGUCUGAAAAGCCUAGAAAUGUGUUGCACACAUUGGAGUCACCUGGUGGUGCAAAUAACCAAUCUCCUGUGAAAGCACUACAGCAUCCCAUGGACAGUGUGAAGAAUUCAGAAAAGAAGCAGUUGCCAGCCAAGUAUUCAGGGAAGAUACCCGGAAAGAUUCCUUGCAGAACCAAUAAAGCUGUUUACUCAAACCCUGAGGACACUGAGUCUCAAACAGAUUCUGACAGCUCUUCUGUACAGAACAUGGCAAGGAAAAACCAGAAGUUAUCAGAUGUAAAAAUAAAAAAUAACAAAAGAAAACGGAACAGGCAACAUGGACCACAAUAUUCCUUUGUGGCUGAGAAGGCUGUGAACUAUGAAAGUGGGCCUGUUCUAGAACAUUGUGAUAAAUUUGAUUCCAGCACUAAGUCUUGUGAACAGUAUGAUACAUCAUCAGAGACUUUUGAUGACUUGAAUUACAAAGUGAGAGAUCCAUUGUCAGACAACAUAGCAAGGCAUAAAAUAGGAGCUGAGCAAAGGGUUGCAUUUGGAGAGUUUACUGUAAGAUCACUGCUGCAACCUAUGAAGAAAACACUGCCUUGUCUGGCUUCACCAACAAGAAAACGCUUGCUCGCCAGAAACGCCCCAGGCUGCCAAACCAACUGCACCAAAAAGACAAAGCUUCCUGCCUAUCUUUCCUGCUGAAAAAGGCAGUCUUCUCCUGUUUUCAGCCCUGCUUCCCAACUGAUAGCCCGAUUCGCAAAAUUGCAUAUAAACAAAUAUUCCUCCCAGACUACAGAUGCCAGCACAGAAACUCUUGAUGUGCAUGGAGCCUCCAGUCUGACAAAACAACUACACCACAAAGCCAACGCUUGCAGGCUUUCUUUCCUGGCGAUAAGGGCUAUUGUUUCCUGUUUUCAGA
This is a messenger RNA of Pseudopipra pipra, 1526 nucleotides long. RefSeq lists its product as uncharacterized. The record is from RefSeq and is a predicted model, not a curated record. Bases 266 to 1309 code for a protein of 347 amino acids. Lineage: Eukaryota; Metazoa; Chordata; Aves; Passeriformes; Pipridae. The transcript is spliced from 7 exons.